AUGGAUAUAACUUCAGCUAUCAGUAAGCCGACCAACCUCGCUCCCAACGUCGCCGUAAACGCAGUUUUACUCCCAAGCCAGGAGCUACCAGCUGAAACUCCCAUCGUGUCAGGUUACGACUGGGAAAGUGGCAUUGACUUCAACAAAAUACUCGAAAGCUACACCCGUUCAGGAUUUCAAGCCACCAACUUCGGCAAUGCAGUGCAAGAAAUCAAUAAAAUGUUAAAAUGUCGGUCCGUUGCUUUGACUGAAGAAACAAGCGACCCGUACGAAGAAGACGUGUUUAUCAAGAAGAAAACUAACUGCACUAUAUUCCUUGGAUAUACUUCGAACAUGAUUUCCUCAGGAUUACGUGACACGCUGCGAUUUUUGGUGAAAAACAAGCUUGUAGACUGUAUUGUGACAACUGCUGGGGGUGUUGAAGAAGAUUUCAUCAAAUGUCUCGCUCCUACAUACGUUGGAGACUUCAAUUUGAGCGGGAAAAUGUUAAGGACCCGCGGUAUCAACAGAAUCGGCAACUUAUUAGUCCCAAAUGAUAAUUACUGCCGAUUUGAAGAGUGGGUAACCCCAAUACUCGAUGAAAUGCUCGAUGAACAGAUGCAAAAUGGUACUGUGUGGACGCCAUCAAGAAUUAUAGCGAAGUUAGGCGAGAAAAUUAAUGACGAGAGCUCAGUAUGCUACUGGGCUUGGAAAAACAAUAUUCCAAUUUUCAGUCCGGCAUUAACUGAUGGAUCUUUAGGCGAUAUGAUGUACUUUCAUUCUUAUAAGCGGCCAGGACUUAUAAUAGAUAUUUUAAGUGACUUAAGGAGGCUGAAUACUAUGGCUGUAAAAGCCAAUAAUACGGGUAUGAUAAUUUUAGGAGGAGGUGUUAUAAAACACCAUAUUUGUAAUGCUAAUCUCAUGAGGAACGGAGCAGACUUCGCAGUAUACAUUAAUACUGCUAGCGAGUUUGAUGGGAGUGAUGCAGGUGCAAGACCUGAUGAAGCAGUGUCCUGGGGCAAGAUCAGACCGAAUGCAACUCCAGUGAAGCUGUAUGCUGAUGCUACUUUAGUGUUUCCGAUGAUUGUCGGGCAAACAUUUGCGAAGCAUCAUUUUAGCAAUAAAAAGAAUGUGUAA
Molecule: messenger RNA, 1116 nt
Organism: Spodoptera littoralis (African cotton leafworm)
Lineage: Eukaryota; Metazoa; Arthropoda; Insecta; Lepidoptera; Noctuidae
Source: the annotation of a GenBank genome assembly